AUGCAGGACUCUGAGCGAAGAGCCCCAAGUCAUAUAUCGACACCCCAGAUCCCCUUCAAUCCUAGCUCAAGUCGCGAAUCGAUCAUUUCCCCGGCCCGGAAGAGGGCUUCGCAUUCGCCGACCCCGAGUCGAUAUCUGUUGCAGAGCUCGAUUCCCUUGGCCAAGCGGAAUGGUUGCGCCCGCCUGCAGUCGUGCAGGGACAUGCGUUUAGGCCUAGACGAGAUAUGGUCGAUCCAGGAGGGAUCCCUGGUUCUGUGCAUCAACCCAUCCUUUACCAUAUCCGACCACGUGCAGCCGAGAUGGGAUGAGCUUGAGCUCGUGGCCGGAGAAAUCCUGGUCGUCUGCCGCCUGUAUGCCGAUUUGUGGGCUCUUUGUGCCAGUGCUUCGUUUCCUUCCGCCGCAAAAUCCAACGAGACGGCCAAUGCCCAGCCAAUGAGCCUUGCAUUCGUGCCUCUCUGUGCAGUGACACUUGUAGCGAACUUCUGUGCUUUCAAUCGAAGAUGCAUCGAACAUGAUCUUCGCGACCCCAGUGCUCCGAGAUUUCCAGGAAACGGACUCCCUGUGAUGCCGCCUCCUCGUUCGUGCAGCCUCAUUGAUGGUAUGCAGCUGGCUCAGUCUGACCGACUGCAUAACCGACUUCCAGAGGUAGUAUCCGAUACGCUCAACAAGGUGUUGCCGGAGUGCGUCGAAGCUGAUUAUGUGCCCCUCGACCUUCAUGUCGGAGCCCUCCUGUCCAAUCUGAACCUUUCCAAUCUGAAAGUUAGACGCAAUCGCCAGUCACAAUGUCUAGGUAUACCCGCAGCGGUUGAUCCGCAACCGCAACCCACUGAGCCAGAUCCAAAACCUGCCUCCUCUGCAAGCCAUAGAUUCAGGAAACUGCUUGUACUUGCGUGAUUC
Messenger RNA from Aspergillus brunneoviolaceus CBS 621.78, 897 nucleotides. RefSeq lists its product as uncharacterized. The transcript is spliced from 2 exons. The record is from RefSeq and is a predicted model, not a curated record. Lineage: Eukaryota; Fungi; Ascomycota; Eurotiomycetes; Eurotiales; Aspergillaceae. Bases 1 to 894 code for a protein of 297 amino acids.